AGAAUAUUUGACAGACAUCAGAUGUCACUGGUAUAAAUUAGUUUUGCCCCGAUUAUUUAAAGAAAACAAACAUUUAUUGCAAAUGAUAAAUAACACGCAUUGAAAGAUUCGAAAUGGCUGUCGUCAAUCAGAAAGAAUACCUAAAAAAAUAUUUAGGAAUAGGAAAAUCACAUGGCAUCAAAAAGAAAAAGAAGAAAUCGGAAAAAACUUUGGGAAAACGGCUGAAAAUAAUUGACGAUGAUCUAGAUGUCUCGUUAUCAGAAGAAAUCAAAGGAGAUUUAGCAGGAGACCAGGAGGAUGCCCCUCAGAUUGUAUCAAUUAUCGACGAUCGUCCUCCGUCUCUCAGGAUCGAUGAACGAACCAAAAGUAAAAAUUGGAAACCGAUUGGGGCAGCGGACUCAGACGAGGAAGAGCAGAAUGCUACUUUUUCACAAAGUAAACCUCAUAACUUGGAUAUGGACAUAGCAAGUCGAGGCAGAAAAGAUUCAGACCAGUCUUUAAUAACCAAAAGGCAUUUUUCAAGGCAAGACAUUUCACCGCCUAGGCUCAAACAUGAAAUUGUCCCUAAAAGAGAACUAUCUCCGACUGACAUCUCACCACAAAGGAGGACUGAUCAAGAUCACUCUCCUGAAAGGAGAAGAAAUAACGAUUCUGGUGAUCAAUCACCAGGAAGACGAAGAAGUUGUGACUCUGCGGAUCGUUCACCACCUAGAAGGAGAAAUAAUUCAGAGGAUCACUCUCCAAAGCGACAAAAAAGGGAUAAUGAUCAGUCUCCACCGAGAAGAAGAAGGAACGAUGGUGGGGAUCAGUCUCCACAGCGACAAAAAAGGGAUAGUGAUCAGUCUCCACCAAGAAGAAAAAGAAAUCAUGGUUCUGGAGAUCAGUCUCCAAGAAAACAGAAAAAUAGUAAUCCUAAUGAUCAAUCUGCUAGGAAGAAAAUAAACCGAGAUGAAGAUUAUCCUCCAAAGCAUGAGAAGAGAAGGGUUUCUGGAGACCACUCGUCUAAUUUAAGAAAGAAUGGAGAUGCUAGAGAGUCACGUAACGAAUAUAUAAGGAAAGACUCAAGUCGCCAAAAAACAUCGAGAUGGAGUGAAAAUUCCCCCGAUAGUUCAAACAUAACUCUUGGAAAAGCUGAAAAAACAUUGAGCGGUAAAAAGUCGGGUCUGCAGAAUGCCAAGGAUCUCGCUCAGGAAUUGUCAGCUUUAAAAGAGCGAGAAAAUGAGCUGUUUUCAAAAUUAACAGCAGUUGAAUCAGGAGAGAAUGCAGUCACUGUCUUGAGGAAUAAAAAGACCAUCAGCCCGGAGGAAGAAGCGGAACUACAGAGAAAGAAAAAGGAGCUCGAAGACAAGUACUCGAAAUGGGGAAAGGGUCUCAAACAAGUGGAGGAUAGCAACGAAAAGUGGGCCGAACAACUAAACGUUAUGAGUAAGCCUUUGGCGAGGUAUGCUGACGACGAAGACCUCGAGAAGUACCUGAAAGAUCAGGAACGAGAUGGAGAUCCCAUGCUGAUGUAUAUGCGGAAAAAGAAGAAGAAGAAAGCUGUAGAAGCUGGGAUCUCAGAAAAACCUGUUUAUUUGGGAGAGUUUCUGCCAAACAGAUUUGGUAUUCGACCCGGCUACCGGUGGGAUGGUGUGGACCGAUCUAAUGGUUAUGAAGUGAAACUACUGAGUUCCAGAAACGCCGAAAAGGCCCAACGAGAUGAAGCAUUCAUGUGGAAUACUGAAGACAUGUAAUAUAAUAAAUUUUUCCACUUGUACAGAAA
Leptinotarsa decemlineata (Colorado potato beetle) is the source of this 1762-nucleotide messenger RNA. RefSeq lists its product as uncharacterized. The record is from RefSeq and is a predicted model, not a curated record. Gene Ontology annotation, biological process: mRNA splicing, via spliceosome. Lineage: Eukaryota; Metazoa; Arthropoda; Insecta; Coleoptera; Chrysomelidae. Gene Ontology annotation, molecular function: RNA binding. Gene Ontology annotation, cellular component: RES complex; U2-type spliceosomal complex.